Messenger RNA from Anguilla anguilla (European eel), 989 nucleotides. It is a transcript of the gene hsd17b1, whose product is annotated as hydroxysteroid (17-beta) dehydrogenase 1. The coding region runs from base 29 to 910 and encodes 293 amino acids. Gene Ontology annotation, cellular component: cytoplasm. Gene Ontology annotation, molecular function: estradiol 17-beta-dehydrogenase [NAD(P)+] activity. The record is from RefSeq and is a predicted model, not a curated record. Lineage: Eukaryota; Metazoa; Chordata; Actinopteri; Anguilliformes; Anguillidae. Gene Ontology annotation, biological process: estrogen biosynthetic process. The transcript is spliced from 6 exons.
GUGAGCACAGACUCAGCACUAACAGGCCAUGGAGCAGAGAGUGGUGCUGAUCACGGGCUGCUCCUCUGGGAUCGGCCUCAGCCUGGCUGUGCAGAUGGCCUCCGACCCCGCCAAAACCUACAAAGUCUACGCCAGCAUGCGUAACUUGGCCAAGAAGGAGCGUCUGCUGGAGUAUGUGAAGGGCUUCCACAAGGACACCCUGGACAUCAUCCAAAUGGACGUUACUGACCAGCAGUCUAUCCAAGAUGCCAAGGAGAAGAUCACAGAGAACAGAGUGGACAUCUUAGUGUGCAAUGCUGGGGUGGGCCUGAUGGGCCCACUGGAGACCCUGUCCCAGGACACCAUGAGGCAGAUCCUGGAUGUGAACCUCCUGGGCACCAUUCGCACCAUCCAGACCUUCCUGCCCGGAAUGAAGACCCGACGCAGAGGGCAUGUCCUGGUGACCGGCAGCAUUGGAGGGCUGCAGGGUCUGCCCUUCAAUGAACUCUACUGUGCCAGCAAGUUUGCAGUGGAGGGAGUGUGUGAGAGUUUGGCUAUUCUCCUGCAACACUUCAACAUACACGUCAGCCUGAUCGAGUCUGGCCCUGUAAACACCCACUUCCUGUCCAACCUACGGCAGUCUGAGUCAGGGGACGCCGCGCUCCUGCAGGUGGACCCGCUGACACGCGACCUCUACGACACCUACCUGCAGCACUGCUCGUCCGUCUUCCACAGCGCAGCGCAGGACGCCCAGGACAUCGUACAGGUGUUCCUGGAGGCUAUCCAAUCUCCGAGCCCGUCUCUGCGCUACUAUACCAACAGUGCCCUGCUGCCCCUCACCUCCCGCAAACUGGCCAUGCAUGAUGGCUCCCAGUACAUCAGGGCCAUGAGCAAGCUCAUCUUCUCCAGCUCUGGCCCAGAGGAUCCCUAGAUACAGCCAGAACAAACAACACUAAAACACUAUGACCAGCACACACAACACUACAACCAGCACACACACAACACUAUAA